Corticium candelabrum is the source of this 2385-nucleotide messenger RNA. RefSeq lists its product as uncharacterized. Gene Ontology annotation, molecular function: sequence-specific DNA binding; DNA-binding transcription factor activity, RNA polymerase II-specific. The transcript is spliced from 12 exons. Bases 305 to 2020 code for a protein of 571 amino acids. Gene Ontology annotation, biological process: cell differentiation; regulation of transcription by RNA polymerase II. NCBI's taxonomy places the organism in Eukaryota, Metazoa, Porifera, Homoscleromorpha, Homosclerophorida, Plakinidae. The record is from RefSeq and is a predicted model, not a curated record. Gene Ontology annotation, cellular component: nucleus.
UGACGUCACGUACGUCACUCAAUGGAAACCUCACGUGACGAGCUGUCUGUAGCACGUGAUUCGUCCAGUCCAUAUGUGGACAUCAAGAUAUACGUAGGGAUUGACGUUGGCCUGAUUUCGUGAUCCAAUGGUGUCGUGCGCGCAUACACUUGAAUUCUAGUCGCUCUGCGUCACAUUAUCAUCGCUGACCGUGCGUAGAAGUGAAAGCAGGUGGAGGUCGUCACGGGAUAGCCAGUGCUACAUUACUUGCUACACCACUUGCUACAUACCAUUGGCUAGCAGUCAGGUUCUCUUCUCUUGCAAGAUGAAGUUUGCAAAAACGGCUCGUGCACGAGCGGACGUCUGCAGCGAUGAAUCAAAACGAAGACUUUGCGCUUGGCAGACUAAAGUGGACAAAUUACCGAAAGACCGGAGAGUGUGGAAUCGUCGACACGUUCACAUCUAUUUGAAUUGGUGCAAGGUGAAGUUUGACUUGGAGGAGCUUUUUCCAGAGACUCAAUUUGGGGACGUCGAUGGUCAGACUCUGUGCACUAUGAGUUGGAAUGAGUUUGUGCAUCGUGCUCCGUUUACUGGGGACAUUGUGUACGAGCACUUGAAGGGACUGUACAUUGCAUCCGCUCGUCUUCCUAGCGUGGGCUGCGAAUCCAUAUUCUGUCUCGUUUGUUUUCCUAUAGCCAUGACCUGUCGUCCUCAAGUCGUUCCAUCUCUAUCUCCUCAAUUGAGCUACGCAACAGAAGCUCCCAGCGAAGAACAGUUGAAAGACAUUCUGGACAGUCUCGCUCAGGACGUUUUUCCAACGGAAACCGAUAGCUACUUCGAUCUGUAUACAAGAGAAUUGUAUUCAUAUCCACUGCAGAACGAAAUGCACAGCAAACUUUGCUGCAAAGCGAUGAUGACGACUGUCGACUAUCACAGCCCGCCGUCGCACACGACGUCGACCCUUCAACAUUGUUCAUUUCGUCCUAGCGAUAUGGAGCGUUUCACAGUCACCGGAGAAUGGAAUACGCUAGGUACGAUUUUGCAAGAUGAUGAUGGCAACAGCUUGCAGCGCAGUCUGCACACUCAAGGCCCAUGCGAUUGGACGGUGGAACACGUGCGAGAGUGGUUGGUGCAGACGGCACGUGACCAUCACUUGGGCAGCAUCGACUACAACUCGUUUGCAAUGAACGGCGAGCAGCUGUGCAAUCUCACACUGAACGGAUUCAAGCUUCGCGCUCCUCUGGCAGGAGAGAUUCUCUACUCGUUGCUGUGCAGUUUGAAAAAAGAUGCGAGCUCGUCUCAUCGCCACCGUUCUGUGCAUCAGAGCAAUGUCUGGUAUCCCAAGGAAGUGGCCGGACCGACUUCUCCACCGAAAGGAGAGCCUGCGACAGAUACUUUCAGUGAUUGCUCAAGCACGAGUUCGUGCUAUUUUGAUGAACGUGAGAGAACCAGAAUGUCCUCAUCCCCUGCAACGUGUGUGUCUGGCUUAGUAUCAUGCUCUCUAAAUGAUCCGCGUUUUUUGGCUUCUGGCGCCUCGCAGCUUCCAUCAUCGACAUACACAAGAGUGAACUACACUCCAUUGACAGGCAUUGCUCAAUCUCUUCCUGUAUGUGAAAGUGUCUUUGCAUAUACAGCAAACCCAUCUGGAUUUACAUCCAUCAAUCCUUUUCCCACUACCACAUACAAGUCUACUAAAGAUGCUCCACCAACCCAUUUGAGAACUUUCUUGAAAGAGUUGUUGUCUAACAGAAUGUUUGCUUACUGCAUUGAAUGGGCGGAUGAGUCACAAGGCAUCUUUCGUAUCCUUAACAGCGAAGAGGUGGCUCGUUUCUGGGGCAUUCGAAAAAACCGGCCAAAGAUGAACUACGACAAGCUGAGCAGGUCGCUUCGUUUUUAUUACAAGAAAGGCUUGCUAAGAAAAGUGCCAGGCCAGAGGCUUGUCUACCAGUUCACCGAUCCUAGCUUGAGUUUGAAUGCAAUGGAAAAGAAGGGCACAACCGAGCAGCAAGAGAGUAGUAACUCUGUGAGGAGCGACGAAUGAAACGAUACUAUGAAACAACCACUACAAUGUAUAUAAACUGCUGGCAGCAAGACUGUCCCACACAAGCAGUAUAUCAACAGUUGUUACUGAUUUAUGAUUUAUGAGUUCGAGUCAGACGUAAACUGACUGAAGACUUGAUGAGGUUUGUAGUUGCAUGUACACAUGGACACUUGGUGAGAUUUUUGAGAGUGAUUUUAGCUACAGAGGGAUGCACCAGGUUUAUCCUGGGGAGAGCGUUUGUACAAGCUUUCUGUGAGAGUUUUGGACAUAUUCAAUGUCUCGAAUUUGCUUUAUUAUACCAUAUGCUAUACUCUAGACUGUUAACGGUUGAUUGGAGGUUUUGUGAGAGAAGCAGUUUGUAAUUA